ACACAUAGGUACGAAUGCAGAGAAUUUGUGAAAAUGUAUGGUGUAGGUUUAACGAUCGAGUCCAACGGUGGUACGUAGAAUGUUAAUCGGUGGACGGUCGUGUAUGCUGCUGGUUGUUGGUGUUGGAAGGGGCCUGUAACUGGUACAGAUAGAGUAAAAGAGGUUUAGCAUUUGCCAGAUUAUAUGUUGUUCUGGCAAAGCUGGUGAUCGAAACCCUGUAUCUAGGAAUGCACGCGAAUAUAGUACAGCAUAGAACGGAAUGUUUCUGCCUUUUGUGAAUGGUGCUGUUCGCUGAUCGGCGUUUGUUCUUUGUUUCCCAGAGCGUGCAUAGCAGAGAAGAGACUUGACGAAGUAGUAGUAAUACAUUCGGAGACCUUGCUAAUAUAAUCCCAACUCUAAAAUGAAGUUGGUUGAUCACGUAGUUCGAAGUUUUAAAGUUGCUAAGGUGUUUCGGGAGAACACCGAUAAGAUUAACAGCAUUGACUUCUCGCCUAGCGGUGACACAUUGAUUUCUUGCAGCGAAGAUGAUCAAAUUGUUAUUUACGACUGUGAGAAGGGAACCCAGAUGAGAACUGUUAACAGUAAAAAGUAUGGAGUGGACCACAUCCACUUCACCCAUGCGAAAAAUACUGCUAUUCACAGUUCCACGAAAGUAGAUGAUACAAUACGAUACUUAUCCCUCCAUGAUAACAAAUACAUCAGAUAUUUCCCCGGACAUACGAAGAAAGUCGUAUCACUUUGUAUUUCUCCGGUUGAAGAUACUUUUCUUUCUGGAUCACUGGAUAAGACCCUGAGAUUGUGGGAUUUGAGGUCUCCAAACUGUCAAGGACUUAUGCAUCUAUCAGGUCGUCCUGUUGCAGCAUAUGACCCAGAAGGGCUUAUAUUUGCAGCUGGUGUUAAUUCAGAAAGUAUUAAGCUGUAUGAUUUAAGAUCAUUUGACAAGGGUCCAUUUGUAACAUUCAAGUUGAGUCAAGAAAAGGAGUGUGAUUGGACAGGUUUGAAGUUCAGUCGGGAUGGGAAGACUAUCCUAAUUUCAACCAAUGGCUCCAUUAUUCGGCUUAUUGAUGCUUUCCAUGGAACUCCAAUGCAGACAUUUACUGGUCAUCUCAAUAACAAGGGGAUCCCUAUUGAGGCUUCAUACAGUCCUGAUUCACAGUUUGUUUUUAGUGGCUCUACAGAUGGACGAGUUCAUGUAUGGAAUGCUGACACAGGCUACAAAGUGUGUGUCCUCAAUGCUGACCAUCCUGCACCUGUGCAGUGUGUUCAGUUUAAUCCAAAGUAUAUGAUGCUUGCAUCAGCAUGUACCAAUAUGGCAUUUUGGCUUCCAACUGUAGAUGAAAAUGCUUGAAAUAAAUUUUCCGAAAAGCACAUUUUGAAAUAAUUAUGCUGUGCUCAAAUUCAGGGUGCUCUGAGUUAAACUUAUAAAAGGAAAUCUUCCUUUUAGUAUGGCAAGAGCACCAUUUUUUUAUUUGUGAAAUUUGCAUUUAUCAGUCUUCAAGAUAUUUUUGACAGUCAGACAUUUCAUUAAAUGUUUUUCGGUUGUAAAUGGUCAUUAAAUCCAGGGUUAUUCUGUAAUUUGCAUUAGUGAUUAAUCCUAUUUAGACAUUCAGGUAAUGGAUCUGUGGAAUACUGCACUGUGGAGUUAAUGAGUUACAUAUGCAAUUUCCCCUAUGGACGCAACUUUUUCGGUGCAAUCCAAGAAAUAUGUACCUGUUAAAACAUAUUCAAGUGAGUAUGUGGUGUAUAUAUUAAUAUGAGUGGUGGUUUGAAUGUUUUAUGUGUGUUAACAUGCACAAAAGUGAAAUAUCUUUUUCUCAGUCACUGUGUACUGUUCACAAAGCAAAUAAUUAUCCUGCUCAACUUGUAAAAUUGUUCACAGUAAGCAAUUAAUAACUGUAUUUGAUAUGAAAAUUGUAAUGUACUAUGUGUUGUUUAUCUAUUCAGAUUUGUAAUUGAGAUGCUGUUGGUUAAUUCACAGCUCUAUUGUCUCUGUGUUAUUGACUGAAAGCUGCAAUCAUUAUUGUGGGGUGCCUAGUCCCAGUUAAUAUGCAGUAAGUUGGAACAUUUAUAAAAUUAAUCUCCUUUUAGUGGUUGGGGGUUGCUUUCCAUGCACUUUUGAUUGCAGACUUUGGUGGAUGUGGAGUCUGACAACAAAGUAUUCCAAAUUGGAAAGUUAAUAGAGAUCAUUGAUCUUUAAAAUAGAAAUGAAAAUUGAAUUGUUAGAAGACUGACAAGCAUCAGUAUCACUGAUCCAUAUAACAUGGCUACAUUUAUUUCCAGUCCCAUAUAAAAUUUAUAUCCAGUAUUAAUUUCAGCUUUCAUGGACUUUUUACAUCAUGUGUCAUUUUCCUUGGUUGUAGGAUCAAAAAUAAUUUUAUAUAUAUAUAUAUAUAUAAGGGAAAGAAAAAUCUAUCAAGCGUAACUGUUUCAUUGUAGAAUUCUGCCUUGAUAGCUUCACAUUUUGUAAAGGGCAUCUUGAAUUUUACACUCUUAAUAUAUAAAAAUAUAACAGUUACACUUGGUUUUUACUUUUUCAUAUAUUAAGAGAGUGUAAUGUUCAAGAUGCCCUUUAUAACAUUCUUUUGUCACUUUCUGACGAUGUUAGGAUAUAAUAAAAAUGUUUUCCAGCUUUCAAGACGGUAGCAUUCAUUUGUCAGAAUGACUGGUCUUCAUUGAAAUGUUGCAGUCUGUCCUGUCAUUGUUUCUGCAUCACUUCACAGGUCCCAGCAACAUUUACCUCUCAUCCAUUGUAUCAAUAUGCAUCUGUUCAUUUCUGCAAAAGUACAUUCAUGAUGCACAAAUGGUGCCCUGAACAUUAUGCCCAAGUGCACAGCAGUUCCUUGAUUUAAUAUAAUAUGUAGCUUAUUUAAAAACAAUACAUUUUGUUGUAGAUUGCAUGAUAACAUGGAAAAGGGCUCUAAUAGCAGCAGUUUUAUCCAGUAAUAUUCAUAAUUCUCUUAUCUUAAGAAUUAUUAGUAGUGAAAAAUUUAGUCUGCAGAAAUGGUAUCUUGUAGAUGUUAAAAAGCCUGUAAUGUCAGAAUGCUUGCGUAAGGUUUCAGGCAUCUUUGUUCCGUGAAAAUAAUAUUCAGUAUUCUGGGAUAGACAUAUGAAAUGGAAUAAUUUACAUAUGAAAGACUGCUGGAUUGAAUCUAGAUUUCUCUUACCUUUCGGUUUGCUUAUAUGAGUGGAAUGGUACUGUGAUAAUUUCCAGUUCAAUCUUGAAUCAUCAGUCAAACUGCCUAUAUUGCCUCAGACAGGGUAGCUUAAUAUAAAUUUCUGGUAAUUCAGCACAACUGAUGUGUCAAAAUCACUGUCUCCAUUAUAUUAUGAAUGAGCCUUACACCAACUUAAACCUGUAAUAUGUUGAAUUAUGUGCAGAUUUAACAAAAUGCUUAAAUGUUCCCUAAGUUCAAAUUUUUAUGGCAUGAACAUAGCUUAAAGUGUUCUGUACUUCCUCCUGAUCCAGAAGUAACACUCACUUGUGCUUUCAGUGUAACUGAUUUUUGUAGGCUGAAGUCAUGCAUAUUGAAUUUUUCAGAUUGACUGUUACUUUACCUGAAACAACACCAAAAUCUUGAACAGUGUUUCAUUAUAUUUCUUUGAGCCUUGUUGUGAUGGAUAUUAUUGAGACCAUAGAAAACAUCUGAGACACUUUGACAACACAUGAAUUCAGUGUGUGAAUAUCUUUAAUAAACCAAGAGAAUAAUGAUAUGCAUAUAAAUGUCAGAAAAUUAGUAGGCUUUUUUCCCCACCAAUUAUAAAUUCAGAGGGGGUAUAAGCUUGCAACAUAUUUGGAAGUCGAUAUUGGUGUUAUUUUUUUAUGUUUAAUUUUGAAAAUGGUCAUUAGCUGUAGAAAGACACGCAUGCAUAUCAACAUACUGCUGGAAAACACACACUCUUAAUUGAAGGAUUGUAUGCAUUAAUACAGUUUUGUAUAAAAUAACAAAUAUUAGUUCGGUAUGGAACUGAAUUUUUUAAUCAAGUCAUGCAGCAUGCAUAUGGUCCAUGUCUUUAUUCAUAUUUUCUGCCCUCUCUUUAUUACCAAAUAGUACUGGUCAAUUGUGCUGCAGUAUUUAUGAUUGCUCAUACAUUCUGUAAACUACUUGAACUAAAACACAGUCAAUGUUACAACUUCUCAGUUGAGCUGGGUUUAUAGAGAAACUCCUGAGAGGUUUAUGCAGCAGAUGAUGAAAACUAUUUAUACAGGGUUUGUCCGAAAAGUAAUGUCAGUUAUUUUAUUGUGAAGUGACUAUAUGUCGCAGCACUCUCAGACCGGUUGGGAUCGGUGGAGGGGGAAGUCAGCUUAUGAACCCGCGGUCGCUUAGUCGUCUCCGAACUUCCUGAGAGUGACGAAAGGCUUUUCCGUGAAACUCGUUUUUGUCUCCCGUGCAAGCCGCAAUGCAGCGCUCCUUGGAACAAAGGAUUGCCAUCAUGUUUUGUGUGAAACUUGGCAAGUCUGCAGUGGAAACUUUUCCCAUGAUAAAGACGGCCUUCGGUGAUGAUUGUUUGUCGGAAUGUCAGGUCUACCGGUGGCACAGGGCCUUUUUAGAAGGCCGUGAAGAGGUCGACGAUGAAGCCCGCGCUGGACGGCCAUCAACAAGCACCACCGACGAAAAUGUGAGUUUGUACUACAUGGUACAACCAUCAACGCCAAAUUCUACAUGGAAGUGCUAAAGAGACUCAAACGAAGUGUUUGUCUCAUCCGGCCCGACAUCGCGGACGAUUGGAAACUUCACCAUGACAAUGCGCCAGCCCACACCGCCUUCCUCGUGACCCGCUUCCUGACCAAUUCAAAGGUGCCAACGGUUCCCCAGCCGCCCUACAGUCCUGACGUGGCUCCCCAGACUUCUUUUUGUUUCCGCGCUUGAAAACUCUCAUGAAAGGACAUCAUUUUGGGACAGUUGGCGAAGUCAAAGAGGCUUGCACCAAGGCUCUAAAGGACAUUCCGGAGGAGGCCUACCAUGACGCCUUCGAUGCCUAGAAAUCUCGCUGGAAUCGAUGUAUCGACGCAGAAGAAGCCUAUUUUGAAGCCUUUUAAUGUGUUGCACCGAUCUAAUCCAUAAAAGUUUUUUAAUCGACUCACUGACAUUACUUUUCGGACAAACCCUGUAUACUUACUGUAAUUUUUUUUAAGUAACAAGGAAAAAAGUUCAUUGUCAACAGAAGUAUUACUAAGGAAAGACCUAUCUGUUAUCUCAGAAUAAACACUUUCACAGAAAACUGCUAGGUGACGUCUCGGUAUCGGUACAUGAAGGGGAAAAAGUAUACGCAGGUAUGACUUCAACCCAAGUGAGGAAAAUAUCACCUGUGGUGUUUACAGAUAAUUCUGGUGAGUUUGUAGGGUGAUAAAGUAUAGCAGUUACCCACAGGGUACUCCCAAAUAUUUCCACAUUCUUAACUGAAAUUCAUGUUUGUUGGUCUUUUCAAUACUGUGACCCAACAUCCCAUCCAUUGAAAUGUUUGCUUCCACUGUGUUGAAAUUGGAACAGACAAGCAAAAUUAAGAAAUUCCUUAAAAAUGUUAACAUAUUGCAUUUUCUCGUUUAUCAGAAUAUUUUUAAAUCCAUCAUUCAUGAAGCUGGGACUAUCUAGUGGAUUAUGUUAAAUCUAUUGUAACAGACCUUCUUAAAUAGUGCCUAGUACUGUUUAAGUAGUUAUUUUCAUGGUUAUCUUAUUGUCUGAAAUGAAAACUUCUUGUGUACCCCACAGUUAGUCUGAUGGUGAGUCUAGAUUCAUUUUUCAUUAACGUGUGUGUGUAUAUAUAAUAAUCUACAUCUGUUUGGUAUAAUUAAAAUCAUUAUAUUGAUGCAUUUCAUUAAAGUGAAGGGAACAUAUGGAAUCUUAAGCAUGGUGAUGUGUGGCUGGUGUAUACAUGUGUAAUAUUAUUGUGUGGUUAGUGUCUUUGUGAAAGUGUAUUUACUGCACAGUUGCAUUUACUUCAUACCACAAGAGUGGGGUCAUUGCAUUGAUCUCAGAGGUCAUAAGUUGGUUUGUUAAACUGUGUGUGUGGAUGCUUGGGACAAAGAGUAUUGUGCGUGCAACAGUGCAUGUGUAUUCUCAGAAACAUAGAAUUCUGAUAAUCAAACCACAGGCUGUUCUUUGUAGCACCAGUCCAUCCGUUUAGUGUUUUAAAUGUAGGUUCACUUGUUAAAUAUGACACCAUUAUGCAGUGAAAUUAUUACCUACACAGAAUCACCCUGGUUUUAGCUCAGGCUAGCCUCACUAUCUACAUUUUAUUUAGGAAUGCUGAAGUGCAGUGUUAGCUAACAUUUCAGAUUGACAUUGAACACCUAUAGCUUGCUUAGAUUCAUUUGCCUAUGUGUACGCACUUGGCGAGACCCAGAUAUUAAUGACAUUUCUUGUUUUGUUUCCAUUAUAUUUCCUACUUUUUAUAAAAUCUGUUGACAUUUUCCUUCCUAGUUUGCACUUUAUGUAUUUUAAGCUGGAAAUCACUAAAAGAAAGUAACAGAGAAUUGUAAAUUACUGUCACAUGUCACAUUAUCUGGUUCUGUAAUGUUACCCUUUGGCCAUAGUAUUCUGUGAAGUGAAGAAUCAGCUCUAGUAACUUGGAGAAUUCCACAACAUGUAAGCAGUAGUUUGCUUGUGGACUACAGGCCACAGAGUUUUUUUGUAAGCAGCAACUCUGCACAAAGUAUUUUGAAAUAACGAAUUAUAUUUUAAUGUGUCUUGUUAAUGUAAGAUGAGCACCCAUUUGAUAGCAAGUGCUGCUGGUUAUUCACUUUUAAGCUAGUGACACAUGCAAUGUCAGUAUUUUAUUGUGAUAUGUAAACUGUAUGAAGCUGCUUUUUUAUAAGUAGUUUCAUGAUACAAAUAGUAGUCAUAGACAGGUAGCCAAUGUGUUUAGCUGUACAGAAUAGUGACAUUCAUUUUAUACCCAUGUAUGUGUUCAGAAUGUUUUUUUAAGUACAGUAACAAUUUUAUUAUGAAUAAAAACUUGACCAUCCACUA
Cryptotermes secundus is the source of this 6968-nucleotide messenger RNA. It is a transcript of the gene Wdr82, whose product is annotated as WD repeat-containing protein 82. The coding region runs from base 401 to 1348 and encodes 315 amino acids. The transcript has a single exon. Gene Ontology annotation, cellular component: Set1C/COMPASS complex. NCBI's taxonomy places the organism in Eukaryota, Metazoa, Arthropoda, Insecta, Blattodea, Kalotermitidae. The record is from RefSeq and is a predicted model, not a curated record. Gene Ontology annotation, molecular function: protein binding; chromatin binding.